Molecule: messenger RNA, 2670 nt
Organism: Chlorella variabilis
Lineage: Eukaryota; Viridiplantae; Chlorophyta; Trebouxiophyceae; Chlorellales; Chlorellaceae
Exons: 18
Coding region: 1-2622 (873 amino acids)
Biological process (GO): leucyl-tRNA aminoacylation
Cellular component (GO): cytosol
Molecular function (GO): aminoacyl-tRNA deacylase activity; ATP binding; leucine-tRNA ligase activity
Source: RefSeq, a predicted model, not a curated record
AUGACGAUGUCCCCCCAAAACAUAGAGGCCAAGUGGCAGGCCUUCUGGGAGGAGCACCAGACCUUCCGCACGCCAGAGUUCCACGAGCUGGACACCAGCAAGCCCAAGUUCUAUGCCCUGGACAUGUUCCCGUACCCCAGCGGCGCGGGGCUGCACGUGGGCCACCCCGAGGGCUACACCGCCACCGACAUCAUGGCUCGCUACAAGCGCAUGCGCGGGUUCAACGUGCUGCACCCCAUGGGGUGGGACGCCUUUGGCCUGCCAGCGGAGCAGUACGCCAUCCAGACGGGCACCCACCCGGCCGUCACCACCGACAAGAACAUCGCGCGGUUCAGGCAGCAGCUGCAGUCCCUGGGCUUCAGCUACGACUGGAGGCGGGAGGUGUCCACCUGCGACCCGCGCUACUACCGUUGGACUCAGUGGAUCUUCCUGCAGCUGUUCAACCAGGGGCUGGCCUACCAGGCCGAGGUGCCGGUCAACUGGUGCCCCGCCCUCGGCACGGUGCUGGCAAACGAGGAGGUGAUUGAUGGGGUGAGCGAGCGGGGGGGGCACCCGGUUGUGCGCAUGCCCAUGAAGCAGUGGAUGCUGAGGAUCACGGCCUACGGGGACAGGCUUCUGCAAGACCUGGAGGGCCUGGACUGGGCGGAUUCCAUCAAGGAGAUGCAGCGAAACUGGAUCGGGCGCAGCGAGGGGGCCACCAUCCGAUUCGGCGUGGCGGUCUACACCACCCGCCCCGACACCCUGUUUGGCGCCACCUACCUGGUGGUGGCCCCAGAGCACCCGCUGCUGGCGCAGCUGGCCGGCGGCGAGCAGGCGGCGGCGGUGGCGGCGUACGUGGAGGCGGCGGCCAAGAAGAGCGACUUUGAACGCACCGAGCUCAGCGCCAAGCACAAGAGCGGGGUGUUCACGGGCUCCUACGCGGUCAACCCGGCCAGCGGGGAGCGCAUCCCCAUCUGGGUGGCUGACUACGUGCUGGGCAGCUACGGCAGCGGCGCCAUCAUGGCCGUGCCGGGCCACGACGCGCGUGACCUGGAAUUCGCGCAGGCCUUUGGCCUGCCCGUGCAGCAGGUGGUGGCGGCGGCGGCGGCGGGCGGGCAGGCCGCGCAGCAGCAGCAGCAGCAGCAGCGGCAGCCCCCGGCCGAGGCGUUCACGGCGCCCGGCGUGGCGGUCAACUCUGCCAGCGUGGAGAGCGGGCUGGACCUGAACGGGCUGCCCACCGCCGCGGCCAAGGCGGCGGCGAUCGAGUGGCUGGAAAGCAAGGGGCUCGGGCACCGCCAGGUCAACUACAAGCUGCGGGACUGGCUGUUUGCGCGGCAGCGGUACUGGGGGGAACCCUUCCCCAUUGUCUACCCCGAGGGCUCAGAGGAGCCCGCCGCCAUCAGCGAGGCCGAGCUGCCGCUGGUGCUGCCAGACACAGACGACUUCCAGCCCAGCGGCACGCCAGACCCGCCCCUGGCCAAGUGCGCCGACUGGGUGGCAGCCACCGAUGCCGCGGGAAGGCCCGCGCGCAGGGAAACCUCCACCAUGCCGCAGUGGGCUGGCAGCUGCUGGUACUACCUUCGAUACAUCGACCCCAAUAACACCAGCAGGCUGGUGGGGGAGGAGGCUGAGAAGUACUGGAUGCCAGUGGACCUGUAUGUGGGCGGUGCUGAGCAUGCUGUGCUGCACCUCCUCUACGCACGCUUCUGGCACAAGGUUUUGUACGACAUUGGCGCGGUGAGCACGCCGGAGCCCUUCCAGCGCCUGGUCAGCCAGGGCAUGAUCCUGGGGGAGGUGGAGUACACGGUGCACCGGGAUGCGGCGGGGGCGUACUGCGCAGAGGGCACGCCCGGCGCGGAGACGAUUCGGCUGGACCCAUCGGAGGUGGAGGCUGCGGGCGGCGGCGGGUAUGUGCUCAAGGCAGACCCCUCAGUCAAGGUCUCGCACCGCGCCCACAAGAUGAGCAAGAGCCGCGGCAACGUGGUCAACCCUGAUGACGUGGUGUGGCAGUACGGCGCGGACAGCCUGCGCCUGUACGAGAUGUUCAUGGGCCCGCUGCGGGACACCAAGGUGUGGUCCACCAAGGGCGUGGAGGGCGUGCACCGCUUCCUGGCCCGAGUUUACCGCCUGGUGACGGAGCAGCCGCUGAGCGACGCGCCGCCCAGCCAGGACCAGCUGCGCCUCCUGCACCAGACCAUUAAGAAGGUCACCGAGGAGACCGAGGAGAUGCGGUUCAACACAGGCCUUGCCGCCAUGAUGGAGUUUGUCAACGGCGCCUACAAGUGGGAGGCCCGCCCCAAGGCCGCGCUGGAGCCCUUCCUGCUGCUGCUGGCGCCCUACGCGCCGCACCUGGCGGAAGAGAUGUGGUCUGUGCUGGGCCACAGCGGCAGCCUGGCAUACGAGCCCUGGCCCGAGGCGGAUGAAAGCCUGCUUGUGCAGACCACCUACAACCUGCCGGUGCAGGUUAACGGCAAGAUGCGAGGGUCGGUGGAGGUGGAGGUUGAUAUUGGGCAGGACGGCGCGGUGGUGGCGGCGCAGGCCAUCCCCGCGGUGGCCAAGCAGCUGGACGGCAAGCCCGUCAAGAAGGUCAUCUUCGUGCCGGGGAAAAUCCUGAACCUGAUUGUCAGCAAAUUGGCGCACUGACAAUUGAGACGUUAUUUGAUAUUGUUUCGUAGCAAGAGCCCAACAAUA